Molecule: messenger RNA, 5090 nt
Organism: Hemicordylus capensis (graceful crag lizard)
Lineage: Eukaryota; Metazoa; Chordata; Lepidosauria; Squamata; Cordylidae
Gene: ARHGAP17
Product: Rho GTPase activating protein 17
Exons: 20
Coding region: 1846-4287 (813 amino acids)
Biological process (GO): signal transduction; regulation of actin cytoskeleton organization; regulation of Rac protein signal transduction
Cellular component (GO): cytosol; intracellular anatomical structure; cytoplasm
Molecular function (GO): protein binding; GTPase activator activity
Source: RefSeq, a predicted model, not a curated record
UUUGGUUUGCUUGUUUGCUUGUCUUUUUUAACUUACAGCAGCAAAAUUGGCUAUUGCGAGUUGUGACUAGCUGUGUUUUAAGGAACCUCCUGUGGAAAUUUGGUAGCAGGCCAAUGUUUGGUGACAUUCUUCAUGGAAAAUGUAGCCUGGCUUCCUUGGGAAAAGGAAGGCAAUGUACUCAUAAAGCUGGCUUCCUUUUGUGAGCUCUUUCAGGUCUUUGCUAGGCUGAGAAGCUAAGAUGUUGCACUGGUUGACUAAAUCACUUUCCUGAGAUUUUGUAACUUCAGGAUAAUGUUGUGCAUUAGACAUCAAAGUAGAAUGAGCUGCACAGGAUGUAAAAUGCGAUUGGUGGAAAACAUCUGUACAGCUUUACAAGAAUUCUCAGAUCUGAGAGUGGCUAUAGGCAGCUCUUGGAAUGCUGAGUUUUACUGGAAAGCGGCAAAAAGCCUUUAAGUGCUUUAGCAGAGUAGCCUGAGAAAGGUUUUCCCAGAGUGUAGGAGCAGAAUGGCUGUGUGGGCAUGCAGGCACUGUGGUUUCAAACAGAGGCUGUUUGAAAAGCAGAAGAAAAAGAAUUGCAGUUGUUUUUACAUUCUCCCAGGAGAUACUGUGGCUCAGGUUUUGGACCGUUUGGGAUUGUAUGUUCUAAACUAGAUGUUUUGUUUCAGUGGUAAUUUGACAAUGGCCCAAAUACAAAGAACCGUCUGGUUCUGAAAGUCCAAAAGGGCCUUAAGACUAAAUUUCUCAAGCAGUAGUCCCUUGUGCCAUGUUGUUGUUUUACAUUUGUUUUACAUUUUAUGUCCCGCUCUUCCUCCAAGGAGCCCAGAGCGGUGUACUACAUACUUGAGUUUCUCUUUCACAACAGCCCUGUGAAGUAGGUUAGGCUGAGAGAGAAGUGACUGGCCCAGAGUCAUCCAGCAAGUCUCUUGGCUGAAUGGGGAUUUGAACUCGGGUCUUCCCGGUCCAAGUCUAGCACUCUAACCACUACACCAUCUCCUUUGGAAAUGGAAGGCUGCUGAAGGCCUGUUCUCUUGGCAACAACCUUGAGACUGGACUGAAACUAAAAGCAAGCUUGAUCAUGGUUUAAUAGAUGAGUUGUUGCCUGUGUGAGCGUUAGACAGAGAUGUCCCUGGGCUAGAAACGCCAGGAGCCAAAGCAGGUCUCUGGUUUGCAGCCAAUACCAGGUGGCAGGAGCACGGAAAGGCAGCUCUGAACACAGACGGCCCAGAUGGCUUGGCAUCACUGGCGUGGUUGUGCUUUUAAGUCUGCCUCUUGAAUGGGGAGGAGCCAGAGUGGCUGGAAAAGAGCAGAGCAGCAGCUCAUGGGGCUCCAUGAAAUCUGCCAAUUCCCAGGGAAGUUAGGAAGCCUCUGAAUAAAUAACUCCGGCUGGCAGCCAUCUGGUAAGCUUAUGGAGAAUGCUUUUGAAAGGCUGCUGCUGCUGCCAAGUGUUGCCUCCGAGCAGGUAUCGUUCCCCAGCAGCAUAUUGCAAACGUGCUUUCCUGGUGCCAUGAGUUCGAGGGGCCUGUUGGUCUCCUGCUUUUUCACUGCCUCCCUGUCAGCCCAUCACAUCCUGUUCAAAGCUCUCCCCCUGCCUACAAGCUGAGCUAGAUGUCGCAUUUGCCAUGGGAAUCAGCAUCACUCAGUCCUCCUAUUUAAAGGAACUCGCCCAUAGCUGAGAAAACUGAAGUCCUCAGUGAAGAUCUGCUGCAGAUCGAGCGACGUCUUGACAACGUGAGGUCCGUGUGCCAUAAUUCCAGCAAGCGGCUUGUGGCGUGUUUGCACGGCCAGUAUGGAACAGAUGCUGAUAAGAGACAUAAAAAGCUCCCCCUCACCGCUUUUGCCCAGAACAUGCAAGAAGGUGGCUGUCAGCUCAGCGAUGAAACUUUUCUGGGGAAAAUGCUGGAGACUUGUGGUGAUGCAGAGAAUAAGCUGGCCAUGGAACUUUCUCACCAUGAGGUGCAGGUUGAAAAGGAGAUCUUAGAACCACUAAACCAGUUGACAGAGACGGAAAUCCCCAAUAUUCAGAAACAGAGGAAGCAGCUUGCAAAGCUGGUGUUGGACUGGGAUUCUGCCAGAACUAGAUGGAACCAGGCCCACAAAACCUCAGCCACCAACUUCCAAGGACUGCCUUCAAAAAUAGAUUCCCUGAAGGAGGAGAUGGACGAAGCAGGCAAUAAAGUUGAGCAGUGCAAGGAUCAACUUGCCGCAGACAUGUAUAAUUUCAUUUCCAAAGAAGGUGACUAUGCCAGAUACUUUGUCUCGUUAUUAGAAGCCCAAGCAGAUUACCAUAGAAAAGCAUUAUCAGUCUUAGAAAAGGUGCUCCCCGAAAUCCAGGCCCAUCAAGACAAGUGGACAGAGAAGCCGGCUUUCGGGACCUUGCUGGAGGAGCAUCUCAAGCGCAGCGGCCGAGAAAUCGCCCUCCCCAUUGAGGCGUGUGUGAUGAUGCUUCUGGAGACCGGCAUGAAGGAGGAGGGCUUGUUCCGCAUUGCCGCUGGAGCCUCCAAGCUGAAGAAGCUGAAAGCCGCCUUGGACUGUUCCAGCUCGCACCUGGAUGAGUUUUAUUCAGACCCCCAUGCUGUGGCAGGUGCCUUGAAGUCUUACCUGAGAGAGCUUCCAGAACCGCUGAUGACCUAUGCUCUGUACGAAGAAUGGACACAGGUGGCAAAUAUACAGGAUCAAGAUAAGAAACUGCAGGACCUGUGGAGGAUUUGUCAGAAAUUGCCAAAGAGUAACCUGGCCAACUUCAGGUACUUAAUCAAAUUCCUUGCAAAGCUUGCACAGUACAGCGACGUCAACAAGAUGACGCCCAGCAACAUUGCCAUCGUGCUGGGCCCAAACUUGUUGUGGGCAAAGAGUGAAGGGUCUCUCGCCGAAAUGGCAGCAGCAACUUCAGUGCACGUGGUAGCAGUUGUCGAACCUAUCAUCCAGCAUGCCAGUUGGUUCUUUCCCGAAGAGGUGGAUUUCAACGUGUCGGGAGCCUUUGUAGGGCAGCCUGUCAUGAACUCAAAUCACCUGCACACGGGGAAUGACUAUGACACGGGCACACUGGAGCGGAAACGGCCCGUGAGCAUGGCUGUCAUGGAUGGAGAUCUGCUGAAGAAGGAAGGCUUUGGUGUCAAGGUUAUGGACUUCCAAGCGAACCCUCGGAGAGGUGGCACUAUAACCCGAAAGCACACGGCCCCUGCUUUCCAGCCCCCACUGCCGCCCACAGAGGCUGGCCCGCUGGCUCCAGCCGUGGCAGAGCAGCACCCACAGGGCACAGGGGCUGAACCCGGCCUCUUGGGUGCUGCCUCUGGGGUCCCUGGCCCAGCGGAGCCACCCCAGAGUCAAGGCGUGGAGGACAGCAGCACUUCAAAGCCGAAGGACCUCACACCCUCGACGACUCCUCCACCCACAAGAAACGGGAGUCAUGGCAGCACGGCUCAGGGCUACCCCCCAGCUGCCAGUAGCGCCAACCAGCUCUCGGUUGGGCAGUCGCAGGCGGCGGCGGCAGCAGCUGCUGGGCCCAGUCCACACGCGCUCAGGCGAGCCGUGAAGAAGCCUGCGCCGGCCCCUCCCAAGCCAGCCAACCCGCCCCCUGGCCAGCCAGGGAACCCCAGUGCUGCCCCGGCCCCGCAGCCCCCCUCUGUGUCCCCGAAGCCACCCACCAGAAGCCCUUCUCCCCCCAGCCACGGCGGCACACAGCUCCCUGCAGCAGCAGCAGCAGCUGCCCCCCAGGUCUCCACACCGCGGCGCUACUCCAGCAGCCUGCCCCACCUCCAGGCUCCCAGCCACCCACCCCCGCAGCCCCCCACACAGACAGCGGCUACGCCUCCUCUGCAGCCAAAGGCCAGCAGUCCUGGGUCGUCCCCAGCCGCAGCAUCUGGCGCCGAGCCCGGCCCUGAGCAGCCCUCGCCUCCCCCUCCUCGAACGCCCACGCCCCCCGACACGCCUCCCCUGGGGAAGCACAGUGCCACCUCCCCAGCCCCUCAGCCCCCUGCCCAGGAAGCCCCGCCAGCUCAGUCUCCGCCUCAGACGGGCACGUUGCCGAGACCCAGGCCGGUCCCCAAGCCAAGGAACCGGCCCUCCGUCCCCCCACCGCCUCACCCACCUGGAGAUGCUUCAGCUCCUGGCCUCCCUCCAACUGCGUCCCGCAUAGUAACCGACUCAAAUGCCAGUGUUCAAGAGCCACCGCGGGGCCUCCCUGCUGCAGAGCUUCCUCCAACAGAGUCAGCCCUUGUACCAAGCCAGAGUUCACACAAUCACCUCGUGCUCGACAUCGAUCACGACUCCGAAAGCACUGCUUUGUAAUGGAAAGAAAAACCACUCCGCGACGCAGCCUCCUUCUGUCCCAGUGGGAACCCAGCCUGACAAGAUGCGACAGUGAGAAGCUUCUUCUUCUUCCUCCUCUUCUUCUUCUUUGCUUUCUUUCAAGAAAUGGCAGGAACUGUCAGGCAGCCUCCACUUGUGCCUCCAGAGAAAAACCCUGCCCCAUUUCCGAAGAAGUUUAAUGACCUGUGUCUUGAUGAAGGUGCCUAAGCUGUGGGUGGGAUAAUCCGGCCUGCCGAGCCUUGUAUAGGGAGCUUAAUUUGCUGCUGCUAACAGAGAUGAUGUUCGCCAACAAAUUCCAGAAGAGAAUCCAAAGCAAGGCAUGCAGAAUGGGGAGGAGCCUCCUGACGCAGGCCUCUUGGCUCUUACCAAGGAGAUGGCGCGCAAGAGACACUCCCGCUCUGACAUGCUGCAGACUUUUUGUUUAAAAGUAUGAACCAAAAAACUGCCACUUGUGCUGGGUGUGGCUGCUGGUUAUCGGUCACUCUUCCAAGCUGUGGAUGUAUCCUUGUGCCUUGAUGGACUGUCAUGCUGUAGAAGGAAAUGUACUGUCUCUUUAACCAUUUCAGUGCUACUGUUUUAAGUAUUGGUUGUUAUUUACCCUUUAUUUGUCAUAGUUAUUUGUAUUAACCAUCCUGCUUUGGUUCCUGUAACAACCAUGGGCAGCUGCUAUCAAGCUGGAACGGUUGGAAAGCGUGUAUUGCUUUCAGUUGUUAUAAAUGGGGUGAAUUUUGAGAACAUCUGUUUGGAUUCAUCUGCUGAGUAAAAUUAUUCUCUCACUUUCA